Molecule: messenger RNA, 1185 nt
Organism: Colletotrichum siamense
Lineage: Eukaryota; Fungi; Ascomycota; Sordariomycetes; Glomerellales; Glomerellaceae
Gene: SRPK-1
Product: Serine/threonine-protein kinase SRPK
Exons: 6
Coding region: 1-1185 (394 amino acids)
Biological process (GO): spliceosomal complex assembly; protein phosphorylation; regulation of mRNA processing
Molecular function (GO): protein kinase activity; ATP binding
Source: RefSeq, a predicted model, not a curated record
AUGUCCCAGGUGCCGCGCCCUAUUGACGAAGAAGACCUGGCAGGCUAUCGUCCAGGGGGCUACCACCCCGUCCGAAUCGGCGACCAUUUUAAUCAUGGCAAGUACAAAGUGCUGAACAAGCUGGGAUACGGGAGUUAUUCGACUGUUUGGCUUGCCCGCAAUAACGAGACCGAGAGCCACGUUGCACUGAAAGUCCUCGCCGCAAACACGUCCGAAGUCGGGCUAGACAUCAACGAGCUGGAUAUCCUCCUCAAGGUGACCUCGAAAUCCGCGACAAAUCCAGGCACAGCCCAUGUCCUGGGUCUUCUCGACCACUUUGAGCACCGCGGACCUAAUGGAGACCACCUCUGUCUGGUGUCCAAGCCCAUGGGCCCGAAUAUGUCGGUGUUCAGAACUUUGUUCCCGAAAGCGAAGAUUCCGCUGCCCACUAUGAAGAGGGUUUCAAAGCAGCUUCUUCUUGCACUUUCCUAUCUUCAUGAUGAGUGCCAGGUCAUACACACAGAUAUCAAGCCAGCAAACAUCAUGAUUGAAAGCCCCGGGAUCAACGAGCUGUUUGAGCAGGCGCCCUCAGAAGUAUUUGUGUCAUCUGAUGUGUCCCUGCCUCCACCAGAAGACUUCUAUAUAGGUUCGCAUGAGUUUUGUGCAGGAGACGAAGAUAUCACAGAGUCGAGCGAGCUUUCAGUACGACUGGCAGACUUCGGUACCUCCAGCUGGUUUGACGAUCACUUGACAGAGUGGAUCCAGCCCGACAUGCUUCGGGCUCCGGAAGUAACACUCGGGGCUGAUUGGGAUCACAAAGUGGACAUAUGGAACUUAGGGCUCGUGAUAUGGGAACUCACCCAAGGGGCCGUUCUGUUCGACGGGAGCUGGACGCCUCAGGAUCCGUACACAGGCGAGGCCCAGCUGGCCCAGAUGACAUCCCUUCUGGGCGCCUUCCCCAAGUCCUUGCUGUCUCGGUCGAGGGAAUGCGAUGGGUAUUUUACCAGUGACGGUAACCUUUUGAAGCCCUCAACAUUCGGCUCCCUGUCCCUAAACGACAUGUGCAAGAACAGGCUGAACUGCAACAUGUCAGAGUCUGACCGGGCAGAUUUCUUGGACUUCAUCAUGACGAUGAUAAGAGUCGAUCCAGCUGAAAGACCGGAUGCGAAGACCUUACUGGGACACAAGUGGAUUCAAGAGGCAUGA